CUCUACAAGGACGUGGUGGGAUGGACAAUCAGCCGCCCCUCACAUCACCGGAUGGAUCCAGUCAUGGGAACCCACCAGAGAGAUGACAGGGUCCUCUGGUAUUCCGGGAUUCCACACAGGAAGGUCACACCAUGACAGUCCAGAUCACACCAUCAUCAGGUGGGUGGCCAGUGGAGGGAACCCACAGAGGUGGUUAAAGGAGAGAUAAAAGAGGAGGGAUGGAUGGGUGGGGGGAUGGAGGGCAGAGUUGGUGCGGGAGGCCACAAAGAUGGCUGUACCAGGACACCAUGGCCGGUGGAGCGGGAGGGCCGGUGCUACAGGAAGGCCGAGAGAUGAGGUCCUCUGUUGCAGUAGAUUCCACACAGGAAGGUCACACCAUGAGAUGAUAAUGGGAGUGGAAUCCUCGGGGAUGAGAAUAUUGAUGGUAAAGAAGAGUAUAAAGAGGAGGAUGAGGAGGAUGGAGUGAUGGAGGAGGAGUUUUCAGAAGGACACAAGGAGAUGAUGGAGCCACCUAAUACCAGGAACCCACCAGAGAGAUGUCCCCGUCCUCUGUAUUCCCGGGAUUCCACACAGGAAGGUCACACCAUCCCUCACCAUUGCAAGAGUGGAGAUCCAAUCGAUAUAGAAUUUGAGGUGAAAGCAGAAGAAGAAGAGGCGUAUGUGAGGGAUGAUCAGCAGUCUAUGGAGGAGGAUGGAAUAACGGGGACAUUUAUAGAGGAGGACACUCCUACAGAGAUCAGCACAGUCCAUGGCCGGGAGAUGAGGAAAACCUCCGAGGAUUGUCUCACUUUGUCUCCAGACUGGAAAGUAGAAGAUGAGGACAUCACACAGUAUAGUCCAGGAGAAAACCCGCUCCCUCCCAAUGUCCAU
Staurois parvus is the source of this 870-nucleotide messenger RNA. NCBI's taxonomy places the organism in Eukaryota, Metazoa, Chordata, Amphibia, Anura, Ranidae. The record is from the annotation of a GenBank genome assembly.